CCCUAGCACGAAUCACUAUCGAAAAAGUAUUCGUAUCGUCAACGAAAGCAUUUUGUAUGGGAACUUGAACAGCGCCUCUGGUGUGCGUAUAUUGAACUAAUUUUCAGAGCACGAACAAAAACAUGUAAAGUUUCGAAUCGUCAUCGUAUCGAAUACGAAACGUAACUUAGCCGAUUGUAUGAAGAUAGCUAGCACGAAGGCAUAAAAUGACGGAUAGUAUCGUAAGUGUCGACGGCUGGCUUACGAGUUUCACGAAUGUUUUUUCACUUUAAAUUUGACAGUGAGAAAACUUUCGUCGGAGUUUAUUUUAAGAAUAAAAUUAUAACUUUAGUGAUUGUGGUGAUAUAUUUUGUUAGAAAAUGUUUAGAUUAUCAAGAAGCACCCCACGACGUAGUGCAUUUUACUAUUAUCUUGCAGCGCGAUUGAUUGUUGAAAGUAGAAAUGAACAAAGAGAAACAAGAGAAAUCUCAAGGAGAGCUUUACUCAGAAAGAAUUUGGCAAAUAUUAACUUGCAAAACCUUAGCGACACAGAAUUUAAAAAUAGAUUUCGUCUAAGUAAGGAAGCAUUUUUGUUCUUAUGUCGCGAAUUGAAAGAAAAAUCCAGUCUAAAAUCAAGUAAAAGGAUCAGCCUGGAACACAAAGUGCUGUGUGCUUUGUCAUUUUAUGCUACAGGCUCCUACCAAAGAAUUGUAGGAAUGGCUAAAUAUUUAGGCCAAACUACAGUAAGCAAAUAUGUGAGGGAGGUUACUGAUGCUCUUGUUAACCCUUUAAUAUUAAAUAAGUUUGUUAAAUUUCCAACAACACGAGAGCAGCGAAAUAUAGUAAAAAGCAAAUUUUAUACAAAAUUUGGCAUCCCUGGAGUAAUAGGGUGCAUUGAUGGUUCUCAUUUUCACAUAUUCACUCCAAAAAGAGACAUGGAGCAUUUAUUUUACUGCAGAAAGCAUUUCUACUCACUGAAUGUGCAAAUGAUAUGUGACAGUGAAUGCAGAAUUUUAAAUAUUAAUGCCAAGUAUGGAGGUGCCACCCAUGACGCUUUUAUUUGGGAAAACAGUCAAGCCAAUAGGUACAUCCAAGACUUACACCGGAAUAAUGAACAAGUGUGGUUUUUAGGGGAUUCUGGAUAUCCACAGAGGCCUUGGUUGAUGACACCAAUCACAGAUGCUGCUGAAGGCACUCCACAGGCAAAAUAUACUACCAUCCAUGGGAAGGCCAGAGUUGUGAUCGAAAAUACUUUUGGAAGACUCAAAAAUAGGUGGAGAUGCCUUAGUAAGGACCGCACAUUACAUUACACCCCUGAGAGGUGUGCUUCGAUCAUAAUGGCAUGUAGCGUUCUACACAACCUAGCAUUAGAUUUUAUGUUGCCUGAUCCUGAAGACGAUAUAAUAUAUUCUUCUGGAUUAGGCGUUUCAACAUUUUCUUCUCUAGAAGAACCUUUUCGCGAAAGUGGUUCUUCAGAUGAAUUGAUUCGCGGUAGAGCCAUAAGAAACAUGUUAGUAGAUAAGAUUAAUCAGCUUCAUAAUGUAAAUAAUUGAUUUCGGUUUUUGUGUUAGCAUGUUGUAGUCUAUAAUAAAGGUAGCAUUGGAGAAUAAAAAUAUAGUUUAAUAUGUUUGAAAUAAAUAUAAUGUUCGUUAUUUACAAAAUAGAAUUAAGUACCUUUAAGAUAUUACUUUUAUAAAUAGUAUAGAUUAAGCAAAAUAAAUUUAAUUCUAACAAAUACAAAAUGUUUUCUUUUUAAGAAAU
This is a messenger RNA of Colias croceus (clouded yellow), 1740 nucleotides long. RefSeq names its product putative nuclease HARBI1. The record is from RefSeq and is a predicted model, not a curated record. The transcript has 6 exons. NCBI's taxonomy places the organism in Eukaryota, Metazoa, Arthropoda, Insecta, Lepidoptera, Pieridae. Bases 360 to 1532 code for a protein of 390 amino acids.